Molecule: messenger RNA, 522 nt
Organism: Trichomonas vaginalis G3
Lineage: Eukaryota; Parabasalia; Trichomonadida; Trichomonadidae
Product: ATP hydrolysis coupled proton transport
Exons: 1
Coding region: 1-522 (173 amino acids)
Biological process (GO): proton transmembrane transport
Cellular component (GO): proton-transporting V-type ATPase, V0 domain
Molecular function (GO): proton-transporting ATPase activity, rotational mechanism
Source: RefSeq, a predicted model, not a curated record
AUGUCUGCAACUUACUCACCCGAACAGCAAUUUAACGACCCAUAUUGCCCACCAACAUCAGUUGCUCUCGGAUAUGUCGGAAUUGCCUGCGCUCUUUCUUUCACAUCAUUAGGAAGUGCUUAUGGCACAUUCAAAUCUGCCAUCGGCUUGUUCAAGGUCUGCUCUGAGCAUCCAGAACUCUUCUACCGUUCUAUGAUGCCAGUCAUUAUGGCCGGUAUUGUCGGUAUCUACGGUUUAGUCGCUGCAAUUAUUUCAUCAACAAAUAUUCACUAUCCAUUCUCACAAUUCAAAUCAUACGCUAUCUUCAGUGGUGGUCUUUGUGUCGGUCUUGCUGGUUUAGCAUCAGGCUGCGCUAUCGGAAUUGCUGGUGAUGUUUCAUGUCGCGCUAUGAGCUCUCAUCCAGAACUUUUCAUGGGUGCUAUGCUUAUUUUGAUUUUCGGAGAAGUUUUAGGUCUUUACGGAUUCAUUAUUUCAAUGAUUUUGAGUGGCAAGUCCGUUCUAGCUUGUGGAGCCCGCCCUUAA